This is a messenger RNA of Linum trigynum, 5374 nucleotides long. Lineage: Eukaryota; Viridiplantae; Streptophyta; Magnoliopsida; Malpighiales; Linaceae. The record is from the annotation of a GenBank genome assembly.
CCUCACUUGCUUGAAGAAUGAGUGUAUUUCAUGGAUGAAAACGAUCCCUCCUAACUUGCUUGAAUAAUGAGUGUCAAGUGUGACGCCAUAACCCAAAAAGAAUACAACUUCAGAGUUUAGACGGUUGGAAUGAGAGCAAGGGGUAAACAAAGGUGGGUUCAGUUUCUUUAUGUGAUAUAAGAGGAUGGAUGAAUAGAAAUCUUAGCUUGCUGACUUCCCUCUUAUAACAAAUUCGAUGGGUGGCUGGUUUUUAUCUCUGAAGGUUAUAUAGCAAGGAGCAAUUGGAUUGGCAGGGUGGCAGGGGUGGUGGAGGGCAUUCGAUUCAAUUCAAAUAAGGGGUUGAUUACUUUCUGUAGUUUCAAUGAAUAAAGUGGCAACCUAGGGAUAGAAACUCCCUAUACCCGUUAAUUUUUUUCUCCAGCCCAAGGGGGGUGCUUGCACCCCCCUCCUCUGUGAAUAGCUCCGCCACUGGCUGCAAUGUUGUCUUCCAACAAAGAACAUAACCUCCAAUGGUGACAUACAUCAAGAUACCUACUAGAAUAGAAUAUGAUACUUGAAUCCUUUACUCGAGGUUCAUAUACAUUUUAACUUUUAAGGGUCUUUGUGGGGUGGGCGGAAUUGAUUAACUAUGUGCACUUAUUAGAUGUAAAAAUAAAUGAAUAAUGUCUAUGAGAUCUGCAUGCAUGUAUGUCAACACAUACUCAUAUAUACAUGCAUUGAAUUUGUAUAUAAGAUGCGGAGGAUGGCAAUGAAUAGAGUGGGAACUAGUUGAAAGUAAAGACACACUAAAUAUUGAACACGGUGAAACUAAGUACGUAACGUUUGUCCUGUUCGUGUGGCUGAGAUUAUUACUUUACUUCUCUUUUCUUUUAUAGGAAAUUUGGCUUCAAAAAGAAGAUGCAAAUUUAGUGACAGCAGCAUGGAGGGGCCAAAAAAUGCAUGCAUGAAGCCGCUGCAUGCAGGCCGAUCGAGGCCGUGCCCGCUGUAUGUUGAUAUAAGUGGAAUAAGAGCUGAGCCGUUAGUUUGUUGAUUUACGUGGGAGACAAAAACCCCAUCUUUGGAAUCUAAAGAGAGAGAGAGAGAGAGAGAGUGUGUGUGUGAGACUGUGUUUCAGAAGGUAGCAGAAGAGUUUGGUUUUGACCGGUCUCGAUUGAUUCUCCCGGUGGGUAAUGGCAAAAGAAACCCGGACCCCAACUACAUCUCUUGUCUUUGUUCCCCGAUAGAUAGAUGCCAUCAAUAACACAAGUACAUCAGUAAAAAAAAAAAAAAAAAAGAUACCUUUGGCCGGCGAUGUUCUUUUGUUUCUAGUUCAGGGUUAUUUAACCUUAUCCUGGAAGUGUUAAACUAAUGUGAGAUGUUUGAUAUCUCUGUUUGUAACAUUUAGUACCAGAAAUUAAGUAACUUCAUGCGAGCAAACGAACUACUGCAGCUAGCAUAUAUGUUUGUACAUAGCAAGGCUACGAGCUGCGUACGUGACGACGAAGAAGAUGUGGAAGUAAGUAGUGUUAUUGUAUGGUUAAUGGUUGCAGAUAGUUGGGAAGCUGGUAGUGGAUUGGCGUGCAGAGGUGAAAUGGUGGGUGGGGUUGGAUUGGUGGUGUGGUCUUCGAGGUACAUAAUUUUGUUCAAUACUCAUCGCUUCAAUAAUAAAAGAGAAGAAGAGAAGAGAGCAGAAGGACUCACUAUCCCCUUGCCCUGCUCCCUUCUGAUUAUAACACGUGAAGUCAGUCCAGUAGUGCGUCCCAGCAAAGUUUUCUUAUGGGUAUUGGAACCUGCAUUCAAAAUUGAGCCCGUGGUAAAAAAAUAAUUAAGCGAGCUGGGGUUUAGAAUAUAAGUAAAGUACCCAUCGAGCUUUGGAUUCUUACCGUUCGUUCACUAGCUGUAAAAAAAGAUUAUGCAUCCCCUUUUUACAUUUCCUUAACGGUGUAUUUGUUCGAUGUAUCUGUAAACUACGUACGUACUGUCAUUUUAAUUUGCUCGUGUUUUGUUUUAAUAUUUGUCUCAGUUCUUAAACCCUUGUUAAUAAACUACUGAACGGAUUGAGAAAUAUGAAAAAUCAAAAGUCAGAUACAGAAAACGGAUAUUAGAAAGAUGAUUCGUUAAGACACUAUAAUUAAUCUCUUUAUACAACUCAAUUAACAUAAUGAGUUUAACACCUAAUUCUAUCUAACCGAUUCGAUUCGAUUGAACCAAUCCUAUCUAAUCAAAAGGGACACCAACCCUAGUUAUUAUACAUGGUUUAACCUCUGUUAUAUUCUGUUUCAGCAACUAAACUAAUUUCUCAAAAUAUGUCUCAUAAACCUUCUCAAACAAAUUUGAAAGUUCACUUUUUUGUCCAUGUUAUUCAUAUUUUUAUCAAAUAUGCUCUAACUACAUGAUUAACAUGAACCUAAUCAAAUUACAAAAGGCGAGAGCCUACUUAGAAGUAUUGAACUUGGAAACCCCGAAGAAGAGUUUCAGAUCGAUAUCCGCUUAAUAUCCGUCCCGUCAUCUCUGCCUAUUAUUGUCUUAAAUAAACAAAGACCAGCUCUUUACUAUAUAACUGAAUUUAUGAUUUCAAAAGGAUCAUUAAUUGAGAAAUGUUCCAGUGUAGUUAUAAAUUAGGACAUGCAUGCUAUGGAAGAUAAACUGAUUAUCUAGCUAGGGUCAAACUCUCAAAAUGUGGGCGAUAGGGACAGUUCAAGCUCUAAAGGGUACCCCUGGAUUACAAAUAGACCUCUGAUAUGUAUGUGUAUAAAUUAUACAUGAACAUGGUACAUCGAUCAACCGUCGGUCUUAAAAGAAAUAGCUGUCCUCUUUCUGCAGCAGCUACCUCAUUAACUUAUCGAAAACAUGGACCUGACCCCGCCAAUUUAAAGGUGCUCUAGCUCCCCGCCCGUUAAACGACGAUAUAUGGCUCCACUCACCUUUGUUCUGUAGCUACCAAACACCACCAAGCAAAGCACGCAUACAAAUGUGUAGCCAAAGCUAAAGCUGGUACUCCUGUAUUUGAGAUUAUUCUAGUUAAUAUAUCAUGUCAGGUUGUGCAAUUAAUAAUAAACCCAUUAAAACUUUGAACUACUGUGUUCACAGUUCCCCAUCGCAUUCAGGGCUCAGACAGAGUGACUGCAGAGAUAUAUUAUUGGGGGCUGGGCUGGGUUCUUUGCUUUCUCAUCAUGUUUGAUAAUUCAUUUCAUUGUAAGAUGCCCAACGAAAAGGAAUCAAUCGGAAAAAGCAUCCCUUCCCUUUUUCUCUCUUUGUAUUAUACUCACUCUCACUACUACUGUUGCUAUUCCUAACAAUCGUACUUGCUUGCUUUUAUAUAUACAUACAUACAUCCUUUCCUUCUCUCCCUAGCCAGCCAGCCAGCCAUCAGUUUCAGUGCCUUCUUCUUCCUUCUCCUUCUUUUCUCUUUCUAUAAUGGGAAAGAAGAGCAACGGCAGCUCCCCGUCCUCAUGGUUGACCAUGGUCAAACGGGCUUUCAGGUCUCCGACCAAGCCCAAGAAGACCAGCCGCUGCAGAGAAGACUACGACGACCAGCUGCACGACGAGGAAUACAAGAAGAGGGAGAAAAGGCGAUGGCUGUUCAGAAAGCUAAGCAGCAAUGGCAGUCAAAACAAUGCCCCAGCAGCAGUAGUACUUCAGCAAGAUAGCAGUAGUGAAGAAAUCGGCACUACAGCUGCAAAGGAGCUGGAAGCGGCUGAACAGAGGAGGAGCGCGAUGGCGGUUGCGGCUGCCACCGCGGCCGCUGCUGAAGCCGCAGCUGUCACGGCGCAAGCCGCUGUGGAGAUGGCUCGGCUCACCAGCAGGCGGCCCGCGCCGCCGCCUAAACUUUUUGUUACGCAGCAGCAGCUUGACUACUGGGCUGCCGUCGUCAUCCAGAGUGCUGUCAGAGGCUACCUGGCAAGGAGAGCGCUACGGGCACUGAGGGGGCUGGUGAAGCUUCAGGCUCUGGUGAGAGGGCAUAAUGUGAGGAAGCAGGCCAAGCUGACGCUGAGGUGCAUGCAGGCGCUGGUCAGGGCUCAAGAGCGGUUCGGGUUGGACCAGCAGCAACGGUCUGGUCAGCUCUCACAUGAAGGCAGCUACAGAAGGAAGUCCAUGUUUGCUGAGUCCAAUCCCGCUGCUGCUUUCUGGGAUCCCACGUGUCUUCACGACAUUCGCCACAGAAAGUCCAAGUCACGAGAUUUAAGCACAGUGCUAGAUGGUUGGGAGCAUCAUCUGCCAAGGAGAAGCGAGGAGGUUUCUGAUGGUAGAAAAGAAGCAGCUUUGAAGCGAGAGAAGGCGCUGGCUUAUGCUUUCUGUAACCAGAUAUGGAGGUCUGAAAGGAACUCCUGCGGAACAGGGGAAGAACUGGAAGACGAAGAAGAAGUGGCAGAAGCAGAGGACAGAGCAAGGUGGCUCGACCGCUGGAUGGCUACAAAGCAAUACUCUUCUUCCUCCACCACCAACAGAGCAGCGUCCCUUGACCGCAGAGACUCCAUCAAAACUCUUGAAAUCGACACCUCCAGACCCUACUCAUCAUACAAACAACCAAACCCUCCUCCUCCGCAGUUCCCUCAUCGGAAUUCCGUGGCCUCUCCACUCCACAGAGCUUCCAGCUACCACCAAACGGCGGGCCCACCAGUCACCCCAUCUCCCACCAGGCCCAGGCCAGUCCAGGUCCGUUCGGCAAGCCCACGCUGCCAGCCCAGAUGCUACUCCGCGGCCCAAACCCCAAACUUCGGGUCGAGGACAUCGGCAUCAUACUCCAGGUACUCAGGAGGAGCUGCCGCCGCUACUAACUCUGGAACUCCGAAUUACAUGGCGGCUACCGAAUCUGCCAAGGCUCGGAUCAGAUCCCAGAGUGCGCCCAGGAGUAGGCCUUCAACUCCCGAGCGAGACCGUGGGCUCGUUGGCACCGGGUCGGCUAAGAAACGGCUGUCGUACCCGGUUCCUGACCCGCACGGCGGCGGCGGUGGCUACGGUGGAAGCAACAGCUUUAGCCAGAACCUGAGGACACCGAGUUUCAAGAGCAUGCACAAUUUCGGAUCCUAUUAUGCCAAUUCCUGUUAUACCGAAAGCAUUGGUGGCGAGAUCUCUCCAUGUUCCACCACUGAUCUUAGGUGGCUGAGAUGAUAUGAACUUUUAGGGGUAAAGAGACGCAAGUGAUUAUUUUGCAAUGCAUCGAAUUGGGAUCUUGAUCUUAUGUUGGUUGAACAAACAUCCUGAAGAAUAUGAAACAUCAGAAGAAACGAGAAAAAAGGACCGAGGUGAACACACUUUGAAGCAGUCUACUACCUGUAAACAAACCAGCACAUCAUCCACAGUCCAAACUUAUGCAUGUAUGUAAUUAACCCUCAAUUACCUGAUUGACAUGGCAAGGAGCAGUCUGAAAUAUCAAGAAAGUAAGCCAGAGCCA